UUUUUUUUUUUUUUUCUGUCUUUAACUAAUUUACAUACAACUCUAUAUAAAAUGCAAAAGCCAAGAUCAGACAAUUCUACUAGCAAUAAUCAAAUAAAUGAAAGUCAAGAUGAAGCGGAAUUGCUGUAAAUAUGAAUAAUGAUCAAACCCAUUUCAUCAAUAACAAUUUCAAUAGAUUAUAUAAAAAACUUUUAUCGGAAAAGAAUAGAACAAUAGAAGAACUUGAACGUACACAACUAAGCUUACAAAAAAAUAUACCCAAAGCUAUUAAAAAGCCAAAUAUAUCACGAGCAGCAUUGGCGUUUUCUUUAUUAGAAGACUUGAUAGACGAAUGUAUAUAUGAUGUAUUAUUUGAUGUACAUAGAGAUAUUAAAAAGCAAAAUUCAAUAUGUCAAAUUUGUCAAACAAAAUUUCGAAAGCCUGGAUUUGAUAUAUGGGGGAACAGUUAUACGCUCAAUAAUUUGCCUUCUUAUGAAUGUGUUAACUGUCAAAAAAUGAUUGCAGCUUCACGAUAUGCUCCUCAUUUAGAAAAAUGUUUAGGAUUAUCAGGAAGUAGACAAUCAAGUAGAGUUGCAAAUCGAAGAUUAGGUAAUUCGCCUUCAUUUUCAUCUGAUGAUAAUAGUCCGGAUAGUGACUAUAAAAGAGAAAACAGUUAUUGUCUAGUAAAAAAGUUAAAAUAUGGUACAGAUUAACACCUUCCUUUUUAGGGGAACAAAAGAGUUUAUUUGUAAUUCAUUCAUACGUCUAUUUUAUAUAAAUUUAUAUUUUAAAAUUGUAUUUGAUGAUAAUAAUAAAAAGCAAUAAAUAUGAAGA
Molecule: messenger RNA, 813 nt
Organism: Cokeromyces recurvatus
Lineage: Eukaryota; Fungi; Mucoromycota; Mucoromycetes; Mucorales; Mucoraceae
Exons: 5
Coding region: 132-692 (186 amino acids)
Biological process (GO): regulation of transcription by RNA polymerase II; positive regulation of DNA-templated transcription
Cellular component (GO): DUBm complex; SAGA complex
Molecular function (GO): transcription coactivator activity
Source: RefSeq, a predicted model, not a curated record